Molecule: messenger RNA, 1837 nt
Organism: Solanum stenotomum
Lineage: Eukaryota; Viridiplantae; Streptophyta; Magnoliopsida; Solanales; Solanaceae
Product: DEAD-box ATP-dependent RNA helicase 15
Exons: 12
Coding region: 499-1533 (344 amino acids)
Molecular function (GO): ATP binding; RNA helicase activity; RNA binding
Source: RefSeq, a predicted model, not a curated record
CUACCCCUCCAUAACAAAACCCAAUCACUCUUUACUCUCAUACGAUUUUUGUAUUUUCCUAACAUUUUUUCUGCAGCUUCCGAAACCCUAACCCCCUACCGAGAUCUAACUUUUCUCUGAGAUUCUUCAAGUAAUAGUAAAACUAAAUAUGGGAGAAAACAAGGAGAACGAUGCUUAUGAGGAGGAGCUUCUCGACUAUGAAGAAGAUGACGAAAAAAUUCCUGAUUCCGCCACAAAAGUCAACGGCGAAUCGGCCAAAAAGGGUUAUGUUGGAAUUCACAGUUCAGGUUUCAGAGACUUUCUUCUAAAGCCAGAGUUGCUGCGUGCUAUCGUUGAUUCUGGGUUUGAGCAUCCGUCCGAAGGUAAUUACUCCUAUCACUACUAAUUUGGAGAUGUACCAUGGUAAAAUUUUUAAACUGAAACUGAGGUCUCGUUGCCCCCAAUGUGUUUGGUUCAUCAUCAGUGCAACACGAGUGCAUUCCACAAGCUAUUCUGGGAAUGGAUGUCAUUUGCCAAGCUAAAUCUGGAAUGGGAAAAACCGCUGUUUUUGUCCUUUCAACUCUGCAACAGAUUGAACCGGUUGCUGGUCAGGUUGCUGCCCUGGUUCUAUGUCACACUAGGGAAUUAGCUUAUCAGAUCUGUCAUGAGUUUGAGAGGUUCAGCACUUAUCUGCCUGAUAUCAAGGUUGCUGUUUUCUAUGGUGGUGUCAACAUCAAGCUCCACAAAGAGCUGCUAAAGAAUGAAUGCCCUCAUAUUGUUGUUGGAACUCCUGGAAGAAUACUUGCAUUGGCAAGAGAUAAGGACCUGUCUUUGAGGAAUGUGAGGCAUUUUAUACUAGAUGAAUGUGACAAGAUGCUUGAAUCACUUGACAUGAGGAGAGACGUGCAGGAAAUCUUCAAGAUGACUCCUCAUGACAAACAAGUCAUGAUGUUUUCUGCAACUCUCAGCAAGGAGAUUCGCCCGGUUUGCAAGAAAUUCAUGCAAGAUCCAAUGGAAAUUUAUGUUGACGAUGAGGCCAAGUUGACCCUGCAUGGACUUGUACAGCACUACAUCAAAUUGAGUGAGACGGAGAAAAACCGGAAGCUGAAUGACCUAUUGGAUGCUUUGGACUUCAACCAAGUUGUAAUUUUUGUCAAGAGUGUCAGCAGAGCAGCAGAGUUGAACAAGUUACUUAUGGAGUGUAAUUUUCCAUCUAUCUGCAUCCACUCUGGCAUGAGCCAAGAAGAAAGACUGACACGCUACAAGGGUUUCAAGGAAGGGCACAAGAGAAUUCUUGUGGCAACUGAUUUGGUUGGUAGAGGCAUAGACAUUGAAAGGGUGAACAUUGUUAUUAACUAUGACAUGCCAGAUUCUGCAGAUACUUAUCUUCACAGAGUGGGAAGAGCUGGUAGAUUCGGAACUAAAGGGCUUGCCAUAACUUUUGUGUCAUCUGCAUCAGAUUCUGAAGUUCUUAAUCAGGUUCAGGAGAGGUUUGAAGUGGAUAUUAAAGAACUUCCUGAGCAGAUUGAUACUUCUACAUACAUGCCAUCUUAAUGAGAAUGAGGUCUUCCUUGCAAAUGUGCCAGUUGUCUAGCUUGAAGACAUGAAGUGGCAGUAUGGUUUCCGCUUUGUGUCAACGUGAUUCUGAAUAUUGAGCUGAUUAAAUUUGAAGGAUUGUGGUGACUUGUCUGCUUGGGCACUUUCUGGAUUUGCUGUACCCUUAAUGAUUUCUAUGCUGUUCCUGCAUUAGCAUGCAAAUGUGUCAAUGUUAUGAUAUCGAGUAUGAAGAGUUGUAGCUAAUACCCACUAGAAUUAUUCUGCAUUAGUUUCUUGUACUUGUGCUAGCUAAUGUUAUAUA